AUGGCUCCAAAUUCCCAAGCCAUCGGAGGUUAUCUCUCAUCCCUGUUCGGCCUCGCCGGCAGGGUUGCCGUCGUAACGGGAGGCAGCUCUGGAAUUGGACGCGAAAUGGCCAUUGCUCUGGGCCGCGCUGGCUGUCGCCUCGUUCUUGUUGCUCGACGAUCAGGGCCUUUGCAAGAAACCAUCAACAAGCUGGCUGAAUACCACGUUGAAGCGUCUUCCGUGACAGCAGACUUGGCGGACCAGGCGUCUCUGAAGGGCGCGAUUGACACGAUAACGUCGAGUGUUGGAUUUCCGGACAUCCUCGUCAAUGCUGCCGGAGUAAACGACCGACCUCACAUGAAUGACCUCUCUCAAAAAGUCUGGGACAACACCAUCGCCGCGAACCUCACAGCACCGUUCAUCCUGGGUCAAGCAUUCGGGCCAAAGAUGGCAUCGAAGGGAUAUGGACGCAUCAUCAACGUCAUUAGUCAACAGAGCUUCCGUGCAUACGGAAAUAGCGGCGCAUACGGUGCCUCCAAGGGAGGCCUUUUGUCUUUGACGCGGUCUCAGGCGGAGGCUUGGUCUCGACAAGGUGUCCUGUGCAACGCUGUUGCGCCGGGCGUGGUGGAAACACCUUUAACAGCACCUGUGUUUAGUGACGCCGCAAAGGUUGAGGCACAUGCUGCUCGAACGAUGAUAGGACGGAACGGUAUUCCCAAGGACUUUGCAGGAGUUGUUGUAUACCUAGCCAGCGAGGCGAGUGCUGCAGUGACGGGACAGACUAUCUUUGUGGAUGGUGGAUAUUCAGCCACUUGA
Molecule: messenger RNA, 795 nt
Organism: Fusarium vanettenii 77-13-4
Lineage: Eukaryota; Fungi; Ascomycota; Sordariomycetes; Hypocreales; Nectriaceae
Exons: 1
Coding region: 1-795 (264 amino acids)
Molecular function (GO): oxidoreductase activity, acting on the CH-OH group of donors, NAD or NADP as acceptor
Source: RefSeq, a predicted model, not a curated record